Molecule: messenger RNA, 1749 nt
Organism: Corticium candelabrum
Lineage: Eukaryota; Metazoa; Porifera; Homoscleromorpha; Homosclerophorida; Plakinidae
Exons: 2
Coding region: 43-1635 (530 amino acids)
Source: RefSeq, a predicted model, not a curated record
UGCAGAUAGGUUUACGCGUUGUUGAUUGUCACCUAGCUCACGAUGGAAGAGUCUUCUUAUCAGUGGGAGCUACUAGACGGCGAACCCAGCCAGUCCAGUCAACAGUUGCAGGAGAACGUCGAAGUUGCAAACGCAUCAGUCGACAACAAAGCUGUUGUAGAUGAUCUAAGCUACGGAGAUGAGGAGGAAUUCGUAGUGCUGACUGAGUCGUCUGACUCAGACAAUGCAGUCAGAAAUGCGAAUGCCCCGGAAGUCGACGACGACGCACAGCAACAGAACAACCUAGACCUCAUACAGAAUAUCGCCGAUGAUGUAGCUGCACACGUAGGAGAGGGAAGAAUGGACGAGAACUGUCCGUUUGAGCAGAUGGAGACGGACGCUGCGUCAUUAGAAGGAAGUAUGGGCGGAGAUCAGCAGGCAAACGGACUGCACGCUAUGAGGGCUGGCUUGCAUGAUGUGUUGUUGAACGACGAGGUAAUGAAUGAGGAGAAUGCAAACCUAGUGGAGGUAGUGGGUCACAGAGAAGUCUUUGAUCAUGAGAAUGGGUACCAUCUUAAUGUUAUUGAGAACAUGGAUGCAGUCCCUUGUGAUGUUGAUGAUGGAGAUGAGGAGGAAAAUCCAGCUGAUCGCUUUAGGCAGUUGUGGCAGUUGGGAGGAAGUCGUGUAAUUACUUUUACUGUUUUGGGGCUGAGUUUCCUGGUUUUACUUUCGAUCUUGUAUUGGUGCAUGAUACCCAAUAAUACAACAAAACAGAAGUCGAGUUCUCAACCCUGGAAUCAUAUCACACAAUGCCCUCUGACGCAAAAUACAUCAUAUAUUGAUCAUGACGUUGGAACUGAUAGUCAUUGGAAGUUGGAGAACGAUGCCUUAAGAACCAGACUCGAUGCCUUAGAGAGAAAACACAAUGCCACAGAAAGAGACUUAGAGCAUCUGAAAGAGGAAUUAGCUGCCGCUUGGACCGCUUCUGAUGACUUUCGGAAGAAAUUUGAAUGGGAACGAGGACGAGCUCAAAUGUUCUUUGAUCUGUACAUGAGUAUGAAAAUGAAGAGUAAUGCAAACAACUGUAACCCCGAUUGGACAAAUUGUUGGCAAACUGUUGCUCGUGCUAUAAAGAGUCAAGUCAAUGGUGUUCCUGAAACUGUUAGGCAUUUCGAAGAGACGAUGCAAGGAGGGCUGAUGACGUUGAAGUCGCUUGGACUGAAUGUAACCGAGGGAAUCCAGUCAGCAUUUGCUAGUUUUCUAAAAGGCUUUACUGGUCAUUCUGCCAAAGACAAAAAAUGGGAGAAGGCAGAGAACUGGAAGUCAAGCAACUGGGAUGAACAAAGGGGACGGACGCCUGACUAUUACAAGGACAAGUCUUUCGAUCAGUCCGGAGGCAAGAUACCCAGAAAUCCAACCAGCAAGAGAAAUAAAAACAAUCGCAAGGGUCAAUACAUGCCUAGUGGUCGGCAUCCAGGUGUUGUAACACAAAAAGGGAAAAAGUUAUUUAUGUUCCACCAACAAAUGCAGAAACUUAACAUAAUGAGUAAAUAUUUACCUCGCAAUUUGCAUAGUUGUAAGCACGCCAAGAAAGCACAUCCGAGAUACUUCAAACGAAGGGAUCAGUGUUGGAAAUGUGCAUUCUGUAGACAUUAGACGACAAAGCUAGUGGAGUUGGAGGUUUCUGUGUUCUAGAUUUUAUGUUUGCUGUACAAGUAGAGUCAAUUAAUUUUUAGUGAUGUGUAAAUAUCAACGAGAACAGACUCUUCA